Messenger RNA from Ipomoea nil (Japanese morning glory), 1431 nucleotides. RefSeq lists its product as uncharacterized. The record is from RefSeq and is a predicted model, not a curated record. The coding region runs from base 1 to 1431 and encodes 476 amino acids. NCBI's taxonomy places the organism in Eukaryota, Viridiplantae, Streptophyta, Magnoliopsida, Solanales, Convolvulaceae. The transcript has 9 exons.
AUGCCAAUGUAUGUUCCAGUAAAAGACAUUGGCCCGCUUGAUAGGGAGAAAGCAAUCAGAGUGAAGUGUGUUAGAUGCUACGAAAUAGCCGAGAACAGAGGGUCCACCGAGAUCAAGAGUCGAGAAGUUUUGGUCUGUGAUAAAGAGGGUACUUUCAUACAUUUGAAUAUGCAAAACAGUGAUGUCCAGAAAUAUAAGAAUGUGUUCAUAGAAGGGAAGCUCUAUUCUGUAAAAAACUUUCUGGUUUUCACCCACUAUUAUACUUUCAAAACUUGUGAUCACAAAUAUAUGAUCAGGUUAAACUAUAAGACUCAAGUAAAGGCCAUCAAAUCGAAAGGUUUUCCUAAUAAGAUGUUUCAGCUCAAAAACUAUGACUCUUUGAAAGACCCUACUCAAGUGAAUGACAAGGUGUUGUUUGAUUUAAUAGGCAGGGUUGUCGAGAUCCAUGCUCCUGUGGACAAAAUAAUAGGAGGCAGACCAGCAAAACUUCUUGAUUUCAAAAUGGCGGAUAAUCAGGGAAAUACAUUACCGUGCACUGUUUGGGACAGUCAUGUUGCUUCUAUGGUACCAUAUUAUGAUUCUGGUCUUCAAGAACCCCUAAUUUUGGUUCUUCAACUUUGUCGGGCAAAAGUGGUGAAUGGUGAAAUCAGAAUUACUAGCUGCUAUGAUGCUACCCAACUUCAUUUGAAUGGACCUUAUCAAGAAUUUGCUGAUUUUAAAUCUCAGUUAAGUGCACCACACAGCCCUUUACGCAGUAUCAGCACUGCAACUUUGCUUUCUCAAUCCCAAGUAAUUGAUGACUUCACCAGUGGUGCUUUGACUGUAACUAUAGUUGCUGAUCUAUUGAAAAAGAAACAGAAUAGGGAAUUCUAUGUGCCUGCUGAAAUAGUGGGAAUUGAAGGGUCAUUUGGAUGGAUGUACAUCUCAUGCAUGUCACCAGGAUGUAACAGAAAACUGUCUGGCCAAGUAGGUGAUUUCAGUUGUACGCACUGUAAUAAGAAGUAUCAAGAAGGCAUGGCAAGGUAUAGAGUGAAAGUGAUUGUUCUUGAUAAAGGUCAAAAAGAUGCUCCCUUCCUUUUGUGGGAUAGGGAGUGUUCUGAAUUAGUUGGUAUCCCAGCACACAGUUUGUACCUCAAGUAUAAUAAGGUUUCAGACAUUCCAGCAGAAUUGGAAUCCUUAGUUGGUAUGCGAAUGAUAUUUAAGAUAUCAUUAAAGAUGGAGUUCAUGAAGGGAGCUAAUUCAGCCUACACUGUGAUGAGAGAGGCUUCAAAUGGAGAGAAUGAGGUCAACAGCCCCUUGAGUAUACAGCACUCUCAAAGUGUAGACCUUGAGACUGAUGAUUCUAAUGGUGUUAAGAGAUCGCUGCUGGAUCAAUUUUCCUCCUCAAGGAAGAAGGGGAAAAAUGUUGUUGUUAAGAAGGAAAAAGUUUAA